AUGUCAGCCCCCCGCGCGCCAGAUGGCACCAAAGUGUGGACAACUCUUAUCACGAAUACCGCAUACCUGUCUGGUUUGUUGACUCUCGAGUACUCCCUCCGAAAGGUCGGCUCAAAGUACCCCCUCGUCGCUUUGUACACAGACACUUUCCCCGAAGAAGGCCAUGCGGCUCUCGACGCUCGGGGUAUUCUGAAGAAGCACGUCCCGUAUCUUCUUCCAUCGAUUCCUAAGGACUAUACAAACGAUACGCGCUUCUACGACUGCUGGAGCAAGCUCACGCCGUUUUCGCUAGUCGAAUAUGACCGGGUGGUGCAGCUCGAUAGUGAUAUGUUGGUCCUCAAGAAUAUGGAUGAGUUGAUGGAAUUGGAAUUGGAUGCGCCGGAGCUGGCGGGCACAGGAAAUAAGGUCUUUGCUGCUAGCCACGCCUGCGUGUGUAAUCCGCUUAAGAAACCUCACUAUCCAAAAGACUGGAUCCCUGAAAACUGCGGAUACACCUCGCAACACGAAACUCCUGAAAUCGCGCAGACAGAGGGUGCAUCGGCCGCAUUCGGACUAGGUAUACCCAAUGGAGGUCUCCAAGUAGUCAACCCGUCCAAAGGCACCUACGAUAAGAUCGUCGCUCAAUUAGGAAGUGCUGCAACUUCCGAUUACGAGUUUGCCGAUCAAUCGCUGCUUUCUGAUGUGUUUUACGGCCGAUGGAUUGCGCUCCCAUACAUAUAUAAUGCCUUGAAGACAUUGCGGCGAAAAGGUGUUCAUGAUGCUAUCUGGCGGGACGAAAGUGUCAAGAAUGUGCACUAUAUCCUCAGCCCUAAGCCGUGGGACGAUGUGGAUGAAAAAGACCCAUCGAAGCCGGGAUAUGACGCCUCGCAUGAGUGGUGGAGGGCUUUGAAUAAUGAAAGAUUGGAAGAUGAAAAGCAACGAGGUGUAAAUGACCAAUUUUGA
This is a messenger RNA of Talaromyces amestolkiae, 942 nucleotides long. RefSeq lists its product as uncharacterized. NCBI's taxonomy places the organism in Eukaryota, Fungi, Ascomycota, Eurotiomycetes, Eurotiales, Trichocomaceae. The transcript is spliced from 3 exons. The record is from RefSeq and is a predicted model, not a curated record. Gene Ontology annotation, molecular function: glycosyltransferase activity. The coding region runs from base 1 to 942 and encodes 313 amino acids.